This is a messenger RNA of Penicillium alfredii, 579 nucleotides long. RefSeq names its product EF-hand superfamily Ca2+-modulated protein. Bases 1 to 579 code for a protein of 192 amino acids. Lineage: Eukaryota; Fungi; Ascomycota; Eurotiomycetes; Eurotiales; Aspergillaceae. The transcript is spliced from 3 exons. The record is from RefSeq and is a predicted model, not a curated record.
AUGCCUCCCAAGAGGCGCGGAGCUCCCGCCAGCUCCUCCGCUGCAACGCCCAAGCGCGCGCGGCCCUCCAAGCUCGCCAAAGAGAACGACAUCACGGCCGAAGAAGAGAACGAGAUCAAGGAGGUGUUCCACCUUUUCUCGGAUAAGCAUGAGGACUUUCCAGCGGAGAAGGAGGGCGUCAUUCCGCGGGAGGAUGUGCGCAAGGCACUUGUAGCCCUCGGCCUCUCCCCCUCCGACUCAACCGAACUCGCCGACAUCCUCUCCGCGCUCGACCCCACCCUCACGGGUUUCGUCCCCUACGCCCCCUUCGUCUCAGUCGCCGCCGCAAAACUGCACUCGCGCGGCGAUGACGCGCUAACAGCCGAGGUCGACGACGCGUACCAGCUCUUUACGCGCGGGUCGGAUGGCCCCAUUACGCUGUCGCACCUGCGCCGCAUUGCGCGCGAGCUCAAAGAAGAUAGCGUCGACGAUGGCCUGCUGCGCGAUAUGGUUCUCGAGGCGAAUGGGGGUGCUGGGCUGAGUGCUGGGGUGACUCUCGAGCAGUUCCAUGAUGUCAUGAGCAGGGCGGGUGUUUUUUAA